GAUAAAAUUGAGGGAUCGCUUAGUAAUUGCCAUUUGAUUUAAGCGCCAAUUUGUAUAACAAUGCGAUACACAUAUUGAUUGACAUAACAUAUCGUCGACUAAACUCUUAUUAAUAUUUUGUUUACAUUUUAGUACACAUUUAGCUGAUUAUCACCGCAAAGAUGGGUCUAUUGGAUGACUGCAAGCAAUACUUUGGUUGCGAUAAUUUAUAUGAAGUGUUGGGCGUCAACAAAGAGGCCACCGAUAGCCAGAUUAAGACCGCAUAUCGCAAACAGUCUCUUAAAGUACAUCCCGACAGAGCCGAUGACACGGUGGACAAGGAAGUGGCCAAAAGGGCUUUUCAGACACUGUCUAAAGUACACUAUAUAUUGAGUGAUAAGACAAACCGUCAAACAUAUGACGAGACCGGUAUUAUCCCGAGUGACGAUUCAUUUGAAUCGAAAGACGAUUGGUAUGAUUACUGGCGAUUGUUAUUCCCGAAGAUCACCGAAAAAGAUGUCGAGUCUUUUAUGGACAAAUAUAUUGGUUCUGAAGAUGAGAGGAACGAUCUCAAGACGUUUUACAUACGAUUUGAGGGCGAUAUGGAUGCCAUAAGUCAAUCACUAAUCGGUUUCGAUGAGGACAGGACUCGACAAUUGAUUCAAGAAAUGAUUGAUAACGAAGAAGUAGAAGAAUUUGAUGCAUUUGUUAAUGAAUUGGAUGUCAAACGAAGUAAAAGACAAAAUAAGGCUAAAAAAGAGGCCAAAAUGGCAGAGAAGGCGUCAAAGAAAAUGAAGAAUCAAUCGGACAAUGACUUGGUUUUAGCCAUUCGGUCGAAGAAUGAAAACGGUUUUAAUAGUCUGAUCGCUGGUCUUGAGGCCAAAUAUGCCGACAAAGACAAGAAGAGUACCAAAAAUAAGACGAAAAGUUCAAAACGAAAGUGAAUUUUAUUUAUUCAAUACAUUUCUUGCAUUUCUCA
Messenger RNA from Oppia nitens, 958 nucleotides. RefSeq names its product dnaJ homolog subfamily C member 9-like. The record is from RefSeq and is a predicted model, not a curated record. Gene Ontology annotation, molecular function: heat shock protein binding. The transcript has a single exon. The coding region runs from base 162 to 923 and encodes 253 amino acids. Lineage: Eukaryota; Metazoa; Arthropoda; Arachnida; Sarcoptiformes; Oppiidae. Gene Ontology annotation, cellular component: nucleus; cytoplasm.